AUGCCUUCAAGUUCUGCGACAUCGUCCACCGCGGCAGCUAAGAAAAAGCGGAGCGCCAUGCUUCCCUCGGUGAAGUUUGGUGGAGUAAAACUGCGAAUUUGCGAGUCAAACUUCAACGAAGCACGCAUUGACAAAAUCAAAAGACAAAACGAAAAGUUGGAACGCGAACUUGCGGAUGGCGUCUUGCCAAUGCAGUUUUCUCCUCAAGAGCGUCUCGAUAUGACCGAAAAAGCUAUCAGCAAUAUGAAUGAUCGUUUGAAACUGUUGACGAAAAUACAAACUAAUAAGAAAAUUAAGAAGCGUAUCGAGGAGAGCAAUGAUACGGAAGAAGACAAAGUCUUUAAGAAUAUCGGAAUGUACUGCGAUGAAGUGAAGCGUCAUAUCGAACUGCAAGAGCGUAUGAAAGUAAUUUGUAAAACUGUUGUUGAUGGAGUUGAGGCGGAUAUGAAAGAGUUCCAAUUUGAAGACUAUUUGUCUAUUUCGGACCGAAUUUUCCACGCGAUGGUUGCCUUACUUGAAGAGCAGCGUUUGAAUCAGUUUGCGGGAAAUCUAAUGCCCGCGGAGCCAGUAGCGCCAGCGGAGCCGGAAAGACAUAUCGUUGAGCUACUGCCAGCGGAGGAACCAGAAGAUCAGCGUCUGAAUUUUGUGGAGAUCUCGGCUGAUGUAGACCCCGUAAUUGCACAAGAGCCUGUUCCAUUAGCGGGGCGUGAGGCUGUGGUGGAGCUCAUGUUUUAA
Messenger RNA from Caenorhabditis bovis, 735 nucleotides. The record is from the annotation of a GenBank genome assembly. Lineage: Eukaryota; Metazoa; Nematoda; Chromadorea; Rhabditida; Rhabditidae.